AUGAGGGGUGUUGAAACUUGGGAUGAGAUGAAGCAAAUCAUGAGGGACAGAUUUGUACCUCAACAUUACUAUAGGGAGUUGCACCAAAGGUUGCAAGGGCUGGUGCAAGGAAACAAAAGUGUGGAAGAAUAUUUCAAGGAGAUGGAGAUGGCUAUGAUAAGAGCCAAUGUAGAGGAGGAUAGGGAAGCCACUAUGGUUAGGUUCCUAAAGGGGCUGAAUUUUGAUAUUGCCAACAUAGUGGAGCUACAACACUAUGUAGAGCUUGAUGACAUGUUAAAUAUGGCAAUCAAGAUAGAAAAACAACUAAAGAAGAAGAAAGCAUUCAAGAUGGGUGUAGGUAUGAAUUCGAGCAACAAUGCUCCAUGGAAACCGAAUUGGAAGAAGGGUGAAACUUAUGAUUCCAAGGCUGUUUCUAAGGAAAAGAAAGAGGAGACUAGGGGUGGAGAAAAGCCUAGUGUGACUGAGAAAGGCAAGGGACAGAAUACCUCUACUGGAAGAACUAGGGAUAUCCAAUGUUUUAGGUGCCUAGGGAAGGGACAUUAUGCAUCUCAAUGUCCUAACAAGAGGGUGAUGGUGAUGAGGCAGAAUGGGGAGAUCGAAUCAGAAGAUGAUGAUGUUGAUGAUGAUGAUGCUAGUGAGAGUAUGCCUCCUUUGGAGGAAGCUAGUGAUGUAGAGCAUGCCGUCGGAGGUAAUAUUCUGGUGGUUAGGCGUGCACUAAGUGCACAAGCAAAGGAAGAAGAGGGAGAUGCACUACAAAGGGAAAAUAUUUUCCACACUAGAUGCUUGGUGAAUGGUAAAACUUGUAGCAUGAUUGUAGAUAGUGGUAGUUGUGUGAAUGUUGCCAGCACACUCAUGGUUGCGAAGCUUGGCAUGCGCACCAUGAAGCAUCCUAGACCAUACAAGUUGCAAUGGCUGAAUGAAUGUGGGGAAAUUAAGGUGAACAAGCAAGUGAUGUUGGCUUUUUCUAUUGGAAGGUAUAAGGAUGAGGUGUUGUGUGAUGUGGUGCCAAUGCAUGCUGGACAUAUUUUGCUAGGGAGACCAUGGCAAUAUGAUAGGAAGGUAGUGCAUGAUGGAUUUAGGAAUAGGUACUCCUUUGAUCAUGAUGGACGAAGGGUUACUUUAGCAGCAUUAUCACCCGCACAAUCUUUUGAAGAUCAAUUAAGGAUAAAACAAACCAUGAAUGAGCAACAACAAAGAGAGGCCGAGCUAAGAGAGUUUGAGGAUGUCUUCCCUGAAGAAAUACCUAAUGGGCUACCACCCAUUAGAGGCAUAGAGCACCAAAUAGUUUUUGUGCCUGGAGCUAGUGGUUAUCACCAAAUUCGCAUGAAAUUAGGAGAUGAAUGGAAAACUACCUUUAAGACUCAAUAUGGACUAUAUGAAUGGUUAGUCAUGCCAUUUGGUUUGACCAAUGCACCUAGUACAUUUAUGAGGCUUAUGAACCAUGUGUUGCGUGCUUUCCUAGGAAAAUUUGUUAUAGUGUAUUUUGAUGAUAUCCUAGUAUAUAGCCAAAAUAUGCAUGAUCAUUUGCUGCACUUGAGACAAGUCUUUGAAGUGUUGAGAAAAGAGCACUUGUAUGCCAAUCUUAAGAAAUGCACUUUCUGUAUGGACAAAGUUAUUUUCUUAGGAUUUGUGGUGAGUGGCAAGGGAAUUGAGGUUGAUGAGGACAAGGUAAGAGCCAUUAGAGAGUGGCCUACACCUAAGUCGGUGAGUGAUGUGAGGAGCUUCCAUGGGUUGGUUAGUUUUUAUAGGAGAUUUGUAAAGGACUUCAGUACCAUAGCCUCACCCUUGAAUGAAGUUGUAAAAAAGAAUGUGGGCUUCAAGUGGGGGGAAGAACAAGAGCAUGCAUUUAAUUCACUCAAGGAGAAAUUGUGUUCUGCACCUUUACUUGCUUUACCUGAUUUUUCUAAAACUUUUGAGAUUGAAUGUGAUGCCACUGGAGUGGGUAUUGGAGCUGUUUUAAAGCAGGAAAGGAGACCAAUUGCCUACUUCAGUGAGAAGCUAAGUGGGGCUACAUUGAACUACUCCACUUAUGACAAAGAUGUAUGCUCUGGUGCGUGCAUUUGA
Messenger RNA from Hevea brasiliensis (rubber tree), 2064 nucleotides. RefSeq lists its product as uncharacterized. The transcript is spliced from 3 exons. Bases 1 to 2064 code for a protein of 687 amino acids. The record is from RefSeq and is a predicted model, not a curated record. Gene Ontology annotation, molecular function: nucleic acid binding; zinc ion binding. Lineage: Eukaryota; Viridiplantae; Streptophyta; Magnoliopsida; Malpighiales; Euphorbiaceae.